This is a messenger RNA of Oncorhynchus nerka (sockeye salmon), 1743 nucleotides long. RefSeq names its product lipopolysaccharide-induced tumor necrosis factor-alpha factor homolog. Gene Ontology annotation, molecular function: zinc ion binding. The coding region runs from base 590 to 1072 and encodes 160 amino acids. The transcript is spliced from 5 exons. Gene Ontology annotation, cellular component: nucleus; cytoplasmic side of late endosome membrane; cytoplasmic side of lysosomal membrane. The record is from RefSeq and is a predicted model, not a curated record. NCBI's taxonomy places the organism in Eukaryota, Metazoa, Chordata, Actinopteri, Salmoniformes, Salmonidae.
AACAACCACAGCAAUGUUGAUAAUCGAGAACAAUAACACAUUACCGUUUAACACUGUGACUUACCACAGCCACUAUUUCCCUUCUCUCUCUCUCACACACACACCAUAUUCACACCCCUCCACCUCUUCACGUUAAAACCCUUCAGUUAGUCUGAGGUCUCUGGUCUAUUGAUGGGAAUCAGUGUCUUCAGGCCUGUGUCCCAAAUGACACCAUGUUCCCUAGAUACAGGAGUGCACUACUUUUGACCAGGGCUCAAUGUCAUUUGGGAAAUGCCCCUGGUGUGAGUGGAAUUUCCUGUUUGAAUACGUUUUUACCUCAUCUGCCCCACUCCUCCCCUCUGUGUGUGCGCUCGUUCUCACUCUCUUUCCUACCUGGUUCACUUUCUCACUGUCUGUCUGGAGUAGCAGCUCUAUUCUUUAGCUCCACACAGUCGUCUCCUCCAGGACUCCAGUCCACAGUACCUCGUCUCCUCCAGGACUCCAGUCCACAGUACCUCGUCUCCUCCAGGGCUCCAGUCCACAGUACCUCGUCUCCUCCAGGACUCCAGUCCACAGUACCUCGUCUCCUCAAGGACUCCAAAAAGACAGUAUGGAGAAGAGCCAGUAUGGACCCCCGCAGGACGUGUCGGCUGCCCCCUACCCCGGCUUCCCAGCGGGCUACCAGGGAAGUGGGGGGGGAACAGCCUACCCCCCUCAGCCUGGCUUCCAGGGAGGUCCCCAACCCGGCAUGUACCCACCACCUCCCCAACCCGGCAUGUACCCACCACCUCCCCAACCCGGCACGGGCAUGGCACAACCUACAAAUGCCCCCGGCAUAACCCAGGUGGUGGUGAUACAGCAGCCGCUGCUAAGAGACGUACCCGGCCAGAUGACGUGUCCCCACUGUCAGGUCCCGGUUCUGACAGAGACCACACACACCCCUGGACUGGCCACCUGGCUCAUCUUUGGAGUCCUCUGCUGUUUCAUGUGCUGGCCAUGCGCUUGGAUUCCAUUCUGUGUUGACUCCUGUAAGGAUGUAGAACACCGCUGCCCCAACUGCAAGAGAGUGAUCCACAUCCACAAACGCGAAUAGACCAAGAUGAGACACAUGCCACAAAGUGAUCCACAUACACAAACACAUGUGACUAGACCAAGAUGAGAAACCUGCCACAAAUUGAUCCACAACUAUCCCCAGCCCACAGACACUGCUGCCACAAAGUGAUCUAUACUUUUAUGAAUCCAUUCCAAUACACCACAAGUCUACACUUGUCUCACCCCCACCCCCUUAAAAGAUUUAGAUGCACUAUUGUAAAGUGGCUGUUCCACUGGAUGUCAUAAGGUGAAUGCACCAAUUUGUAAGUCGCUCUGGAUAAGAGCGUCUGCUAAAUGACUUAAAUGUAAAUGUACACCACUACACAACUAGUCUACAACUCUACACCACUAGGUCAAGAACGUUUUUAGUACCUGAGUAAUGGUGAGUCAUAUUUCCAACCAUAACACACACGCUUGUGAACAAUAGUCUGACUGUGGCUGAAAUGACUACUGGAAGACCAGCGUAACAUUGACUAGUGUCCGUGUGUAACAAGCUAAGGCCACUUCUAGCAGACUCUUUACACUGAUUGUAAUAUAUGUUUUCUUUCAUUCUGUGAAUCUUCAUGUUAGACAGAAAGUAGGAUUCUAUUUGUAUUGAAGUUGAUAUUGAUUGGUUGUUGGGUUUUUUAAAGGGACAGUCCACAGUUGAAACAAUAAAAAAGCUGAACCCUG